AUGCCAUUAAAUCUAAUACAUACGGUGGAUAAAGAAGAGCCAUAUAAUUAUAAUCAACUACGUUAUGAAAUUAUUGGUAAUAAAGAUCUUAAGUUUAAAUUAUUUAAUGAUGUAAUAUUUAUAAAUACUAUAGUUAAUGAUUUUAAAGAACUUGUUGAGAAUUUAUUAAAGACUGAUAAAGUAGAGGAAAAACUAUUGGGGAACCUAGAAGAAUUAGCGGUCAUUUUGAAUAUCCUAACGUCAUUUGCUUUAGAGGUGGUAAGUUUGAAUAAUGAAGAAAUAACAAAAUCUAUUCAAAUAUUGGAACAAAUAUUAAAUCCCUUAUGUUUAUUAUUAAAUCAUUUUGUUGAAAAAAUUAUACGCGAAAUCCAGGAACUGAACAUUAGUUACAAUUUCAAAGUAGAAGCAAUAAUAAGGUAUAGUCUCGAUAUGAUAGUAGGAUUAUCAAAUUUAGGUCAUUCGCAAAUUGAUUCAACUAUAUUAUGGAGGUAUAUUAAUUUACUAAUAAUUUAUAUUAAUGAAGACCAAGUUAGUAAUAUAAUCAAAUCAUCACUAGUGGUGAAACUGUUAAGAUUGAUACCCAUUUUAUUAUCAUCAAAAAAUGUACAAUUGAGUCAAGAUUAUAUAAUAACUUUAUUAUUAAAUUUAUUUGGUAAGCUAGAAUAUUAUUGCAUGACGAUAGUUUGUCUACAUUUGGAUAUAGGAGAAGAGAAGCUACAUCGGUUAGCAUAUGAAAGUGACCGUUUGCCCAAUAUUGAUUUAAAAGUUAAUCAAAUUGUUGAUUUAAAAAUAAUGAUUGAAUUAAUUACUUGCAUUUCGCAAAUCUUGAGUUUUAUCAAGACAAAAGAUUAUCAUGAUCCAUUAACUUUUCAAUAUUAUUCACAAGAAUUGAUACUAUUAACCACUUCAGAUUCUUCUCCAGCAAUAUCGAUAACAGAAAUAUUUGUGACAUUAUUAAUACUAUUAAAAGUAAGUUCAAAAAAAGUGGGAGUUUCAAUAAUCAAUUUGUUGACUUUAUUACUAGAACAUUUAAGUAUGGAUCAAAUAUUGGAUGAACCACUAUUGCACAGAAAUUAUGAAAAAUUAUUCCCCAAACUAGUAAAUUUAUUGGAUUUAGAUGUUGAUUAUGAUGGAAAUAUUGAAGAGAAAAAUUCACCCUCCAAAACCCAGAAAACCACUCACAAAAGAUAUUUUGAUGAUACAUUAACUUUCAAUGCUCCCAUAUAUUUGAAAUCAGCAGCAAGGAUAUUGGCAGAUUUAUGUACUCAAUAUCCAGUCAUUACACAACAAAUAAGUGACACAAAUAUUGAUAAUAAACUACUCGUCAAAUUAAGUCAUUGUUUUAAAAGUAGUACUUUGAUAAAAAAGUUGAAAGCUUUAAAACUUAAAUCUAAACAUGGAACUGUUUUAGUUGAUUUUACUUCAGUGAAAGUCAAUAAUGCUUGUGAUUUAGAAAUUGCUGAUUUACUUUUAUUAUUAAGUGUAUACACGAGUGAUAGUGAAGAAUCAAGACAUAGAUUAUUAAAUAGUACACAAUCAUUUGAUAUUGAUUUACCAGAAAUUAUAUUUGAAAUCAUUGAUAAUUAUCAUUUCCUUUGUAAUCAAGUUCAAUUAACAUACAAAAUAAUAUCACCAAGGAAUAAAAAGGAAUUUUCAAGACAACAUCUAUCAUGGUUUGGUAAAAAUUUAGGCGUUAUUUGUGCAUUAGAAGAUUCACCAAUAUACACAAAUUGUUUUUAUUUCAUUAGAUCAAAUUCAAGAUCAGUUGCUGCAUUGAGAACAUUUUUUGUUGAAUGUAAUGAAUUUAAGAGCUUUUUACUGAAAACAAAUAGAGAAGGGCUUUCUGUAACUACUUCUGAUUUAGCAACUAUAUUAUCACCAGAACAACCAACUAUGAGACCAAGAAUAGAUUUAGAUUCAAAUGCUGCAACAACUUCAGAUGCUUUACUGGGUUCAUCACCAGGAGGAUUUGUAACUAAUAUUUUGGAAAUAAUCAGGCUUUAUGAAAGUCUUGAUCAGAAAUUAAAUUUUUUCUUUCAAUUAAAUAAUAAUGAUGCACUUGAAGUUAGAUUAUUUAAAAAGAAUUUUAUGACAAAUAAAGCAAUAUGUAUUAGUCUAUUAGCAAAUUUUAUCCUUGAUUUUAGUUCAUUCAGGUACAAGAUUGUUAGUUAUGAGAACUUUUUAUCAAGUUUGUCUACAAUUUAUCAAAGAUCGUCUGAAAUAUCUGGUAAGCAAGUCACAGCAGAAGAAAUCUUUGAAAAUAAUGUUAUUCAGUUGAAAAUUUUACAAGUCAUCAAAAACUUUAUGUUUAAUGAAGCUUCAGAAAACAAAAAAGAAGUUUUGAAUUACUUUCCAGUUAGUUUUAUAUUCCAAAAAGCAAAUCAUGGAAUUGUACAUGAAAAUAUUAAGAAAUCAAAUAUUGAAAUUGAUCUGUUAAAGGUCAAUCAGAAAAUCGUUGCAUUUGAAAUUUUAAGAAACUUUACUGCUGGUUCACCUUCUUUCACUCAAAUUUUAAGAGAAGCUUAUGUAACUGAUUAUUGGGAAAAUGAGAAGUAUGAUUCGAAAACAGAUAUACCAAUAAAUUGGCCAGAAUUUAUUUUGUCAAAUCUUACAAACGUAAGUAUAUUCUUACCAAAAGGUUAUAAAGAUGAAAGUAUUUUUAAUGAUCAAACUUUAGUUACAUUGUUGGGAAAUGAAGAAUUUGUAAGAUUGAUAAGGUCGAUCAACUUUACUGAAGAUCAUACUUUCACUGCGAUUGAUAAGUUGAAGAAAGAUUUAUUUCCAAAUGAUCAAAUAUUAAAUGUAUGGCUUAGAUAUUUAUCUUUUGAAAUUCCUGACUCGGUUGACUCCAAUAUCAAAGAUGCACUAGUUGACAACUUAAAUUUAAUUAAACUUUCAAUAGCUUGGUUAUUAGUAAACUUAACAUGGAACUCUACAGUAUUUGGAUACGACAUUCAAAAUUAUACUGAUUAUGAAGUUUAUCAAACAGUUGAUACAUCUAUGAGAGUCAAAAAGAAUGGACUUUCAAAGUAUGAUUUAGAUAAUCCAAUUGAGGAAGAGUCAGGUAAUGAUGAUGAAUUAACAGUAUAUGAUAGAGCAAGAAGAUUAGAUGAUUUUGGUUUCACUAAAGCCAUUUAUGAAGUAUUACAAAAUGUUGUUAAGAAUUCAUUUAAACCUGAAAAUAAAAUUGUUAAUACCAAAGUGAAAACAAGUAAUGAACAUGAUGUUUUUGAAAAAUUAAAAUCAGCAUUACAUCAAAUUAAUUAUCUAACUAAAAAGAGAAACAUUAAUGAAGAUGGAUUUAAUAUUCCUUCUCAAAAUGCUGAUGCGAAAAGUUCAAAAAAUUUGAGUCCCAAUCAUAAUGAAAUUGAUAUAAUCAAUGCCUUAAAUACUAAUUCAGACAAUAAUAUUCCUAUAAAUAAUGAAGAUGACGAAGAAAAAAACGUUUCUGAUGAUGAAUUAAGAUAUGAAAGAUCAAGAAGAAGAGACGCUAUUGAUUCAGAGGAUGAUUCACAAUCUAGAAAUACAAGUAGUCAUGUAGAUGAAGAAGGUGAUGAGGCAAUGUUAGAUAGGUCAAAUGAAGUGAUUGAUGAUGAUGAUAUGGAAGAAGAUGAAGAAGAAGAAGACGAUGAUGAUGAUGAUGAAGAUGCUGAAGAGGAGGGUUUAACUCAUUCGCCAGCUAAUGAUAGUGAUGGGUCUGAUGAUGAUGAUUUACCACAUGAAUAUUGGGUUAUGUAA
Messenger RNA from Lodderomyces jiufengensis, 3738 nucleotides. RefSeq lists its product as uncharacterized. The record is from RefSeq and is a predicted model, not a curated record. The coding region runs from base 1 to 3738 and encodes 1245 amino acids. The transcript has a single exon. NCBI's taxonomy places the organism in Eukaryota, Fungi, Ascomycota, Pichiomycetes, Serinales, Debaryomycetaceae.